UGGCGAGUUCGAGUCCCGCCUCCUGACUCUCACCGCUAGUCCCCGAGUCCGGGGCGGGGCGCAUUCUCCGAGUAACCUCUCCACUGCAAGGGGCGGUGGCGCACGUUGGGCUUCACCAUGGAGGACUACCUGCAGGGUUGUCGAGCUGCUCUGCAGGAGUCCCAGCCGCUGCAUGUCGUGCUGGGAAAUGAAGCCUGUGACUUGGACUCCAUGGUGUCUGCUCUCGCCUUGGCAUUUUACCUGGCAAAGACGACUGAGACUAAGGAUGUCUUUGUUCCAGUUUUAAAUAUAAAACGUUCUGAGCUACCUCUGCGAGGUGACAGCGUCUUCCUCCUUCAGGAGAUUCACAUUCCAGAAUCCCUCUUAAUUUUCCGGGAUGAGAUUGACCUCCACACGUUGCACCAGGCUGGCCAACUCACGCUAAUCCUUGUUGACCACCAUGUCUUACCCAGAAGUGACGCAGCGCUAGAGGCAGCAGUGGCAGAGGUGCUAGACCAUCGGCCCAUCGAGCAGAAGCGCUGCCCUCCCUGCCCUGUUUCAGUUGAGCUGGUGGGGUCCUGCGCUACCCUGGUGACCGAGAGAAUCCUGCAGGGGGCACCAGAGAUCUUGGACAGGCAAACUGCAGCCCUUCUGCAUGCAACAAUCAUCCUGGACUGUGUCAACAUGGACCUUAAAAUUGGAAAAGCAACCCCAAAGGACAAGAAAUAUGUGGAGAAGCUGGAGGCCCUCUUCACAGAUCUGCCCGAGAGAAAUGACAUCUUUGAUUCUCUGCAAAAGGCAAAGUUUGAUGUGUCAGGCCUGACCACUGAGCAGAUGCUGAGAAAGGACCAGAAGACCAUUUUCAGACAAGGCAUCAAGGUGGCCAUUAGUGCAAUAUAUAUGGAUUUGGAGGCCUUCCUGCAGAGGUCUGGCCUCCUUGCAGACCUCCAUGCUUUCUGCCAGGCUCACAGCUAUGACGCCCUGGUCGCCAUGACUAUCUUCUUCAACGCGCACAACGAGCCAGUGCGGCAGCUGGCUGUCUUCUGUCCCCAUGCAGCACUCCGAACGACGAUCUGUGGAGCCCUGGAACAGUCGCACUCCCCGGCCCUGAAGCUGACCCCUGCCCCAAGCACUCACCCUAACCUCCAGGCCUAUCUUCAAGGCAACACCCAGGUCUCUCGAAAGAAACUUCUGCCUCUGCUCCAGGAAGCCCUGUCAGCAUAUUUUGACUCCAUGACAAUCCCUUCGGGGCACCCCGAGGCUGCCAGGGAGCAGGUGGACAAGGAAUCGGACAGGGCAGGUACCUCCCUGAUUCCUGGACUGAGUCAAGAUGAAGAGGAGCCUCCAUUGCCCCCCACACCCAUGAACAGCUUGGUGGAUGAGUGCCCUCUGGAUCAGGGGCUGCCUAAACUCUCAGCCGAGGCCAUCUUUGAGAAGUGCAGCCAGAUCUCGCUGUCACAAUCCACCGCUGCCUUCCUGUCCAAGAAGUGACUAUUGGGAGGGGAGAGGGCGGCGGGCGGGGUUGCUUGAACCACCUCGAAUGCAUGUUUUGAGAGGCUUCAGCAAUUCUGUCUUCAUUGCUCCAGGGUCUGGUGCACUUGUCCUGUUCUCGUAAAUCUGGGAGGAGAAAGAAGUAAGAGAAAGCAGCUGCUUUAGGAAUGGCUUUCUACCUUCCCCCCCAACCUCCCCCAGUCAGAUUCUGUUAUUUAAUUUAAUUCUUUAGCUCUGCACUGACUCCCCAGGGGUACGAUGUAACUCCUAUGCUGUUCCAGCAGCGUGGCACAAAAAGAAUGUGCACCCCAACAGUGCCCUCAGCAAGGCUCUCACAGAACCAGUAUCUCCCAUGGAACCAAACUUUCAUUGUCUCCAUGUAUCCAUUUGUCCCCUCAUUGAUUGAAGUAUUGAUGGAAUGCCUACUCUAAGCUCGGCAGAAAAUAGAGUGCUUUGGAAACUCUUAUUCCAGCUUUCAGCCUUUAGAUUUCCAGCUCCAUGAUUCCUCUUUCUGCCCCAUUAGGUAAUGGUGUCUGAUUCUGAGAUGGCUAAAUGUUUUUCCUGAACUUAUUGUGACUCUUUUAGGGUUUUGGGGGAGCAGGUUAGAGGCCAUUAUCUUCUGCCCUGAUCAUGUGGCCUGGCUCUCAGUUCCUUUGGGUCCCUUGUCCCAAAGCCACAGGGAGCCUGAAGAAACUCAAAAGACCCCGAGCGUUCAGGAGGCGCUCAGAAAGGCCUCGUGGGCGCCCUUCCCCAAAGAUGGCAGAACUGCACUGAGAGCCUCAGCUCUGUCCCCUGCCUUAGCGGGUCUGUCAAUCUCUUGUCCAUGUCAUUCUCUUCUUGGUCUGAUUACAAGGAAACAUGGAGUCCUAAUAGGGACUGCCAUGAGCUGUGUGUUCUUUGGCCACACGCUUCAUCGCUAGGUCUCAUGUUCCCCAUCAAUAAAACUAAGGAUCUAGACUAGAAGUUCUGUUUUCCCUGGGAGUGCUCAGGGUCACUGGAUUGUCUGUAUUUAUAUGUGAUUGUACCGAGGGACUCAGCCUCAUGUAGCAUGUACAGGGGUCUGAUUCAUGCCAUAGUGAUUCAACAAAGAGCUCCCUCCCACUGACUCGUUCUGCAUGUGUAGUUCCCUUUUUUCUUCACACCAACCUGUUCCCCCUUUUCCUACCCCCAGGCUCUAUUCCAUGUAAGUUGCCAACAGUUUCACUGAAUAGUGAGGUAUGUGAUGGUUUUGGCAUGAUGUCUUCAGUGCGAAGGGGACAACCGUGUGACUUCACUUGGAGGGGAUGAUGUGUGUAGCCAUUGGAAGAUAAAAAUAGUGGUGUGAUUACUGAACCAAAGGAAUUUAUGUUUUGUAACUUGGGUACUUUAUUUUGCAUUUUGUUAAAGUAUUAAAUAAUUUUUUCCUGG
Messenger RNA from Myotis myotis, 2877 nucleotides. It is a transcript of the gene PRUNE1, whose product is annotated as prune exopolyphosphatase 1. Gene Ontology annotation, molecular function: exopolyphosphatase activity. The transcript has 8 exons. Gene Ontology annotation, cellular component: cytoplasm. Lineage: Eukaryota; Metazoa; Chordata; Mammalia; Chiroptera; Vespertilionidae. The record is from RefSeq and is a predicted model, not a curated record. Bases 118 to 1470 code for a protein of 450 amino acids.